This is a messenger RNA of Yamadazyma tenuis ATCC 10573, 1770 nucleotides long. It is a transcript of the gene ADE17, whose product is annotated as bifunctional phosphoribosylaminoimidazolecarboxamide formyltransferase/IMP cyclohydrolase. The record is from RefSeq and is a predicted model, not a curated record. Lineage: Eukaryota; Fungi; Ascomycota; Pichiomycetes; Serinales; Debaryomycetaceae. Gene Ontology annotation, biological process: 'de novo' IMP biosynthetic process. Gene Ontology annotation, molecular function: phosphoribosylaminoimidazolecarboxamide formyltransferase activity; IMP cyclohydrolase activity. Gene Ontology annotation, cellular component: cytosol.
AUGAGCUACAGUAAAACCGCUAUAUUAUCGGUCUACGACAAGACCGGCUUAUUGGACUUGGCUAAGGGCCUUGUGGCCGCUAACGUCAGGAUCCUCGCGUCUGGUGGAACCGCCAAAUUGGUGAGAGAAGCUGGUUUCCCUGUCGAUGAUGUUUCCUCCAUCACCCACGCUCCAGAAAUGUUAGGGGGUAGGGUCAAGACCUUACACCCAGCCAUUCACGGAGGAAUCUUGGCCCGGGAUUUGGAAAGCGACGAACACGACCUCAAGUUGCAGGGGAUCGAAAAGGUUGAUUUUGUCGUUUGUAACUUGUAUCCCUUCAAGGAGACCGUUUCUAAGGUGGCGGUUACCAUUGAAGAAGCAGUCGAAGAAAUUGACAUUGGUGGAGUCACCCUCUUGAGAGCCGCUGCCAAGAACCACAAGCGUGUCACCAUCUUAUCGGAUGCCAGUGACUAUGCUGGGUUUUUACAAGAGUUGAAGUCGGGAGAGAUCUCUGCUGAAACUAGAAACAGAUUGGCUUUAAAGGCAUUUGAGCACACCGCCGACUACGAUGUGGCCAUCUCCGACUUCUUCAGAAAGCAGUACUCGGAAAACGUCAGCCAAUUGCCCUUGAGAUACGGGGCCAAUCCUCACCAGAAGCCAGCCCAAGCGUUUGUCAGCCAGGGCGACUUGCCAUUCAAGGUCUUGGCUGGGUCUCCCGGGUAUAUCAACUUGUUGGACGCAUUGAACUCAUGGCCCUUGGUCAAGGAGUUGUCUGCUUCGUUGAAUUUACCGGCCGCUGCUUCGUUUAAACAUGUUUCUCCUGCUGGGGCCGCUGUAGGGUUGCCAUUGAGCGAUGUUGAGAAGAAAAUUUACUUUGUCGAAGACAUCGAGAACUUGUCUCCAUUGGCCAACGCCUACGCCAGGGCCAGAGGCGCCGACAGAAUGUCAUCGUUUGGUGAUUUUAUUGCCUUGUCCAACAUUGUCGACUUACCUACUGCUCAGAUCAUCUCCAAGGAAGUCAGUGACGGGGUGAUUGCUCCUGGCUAUGAGAAGGAGGCACUUGCCAUCUUGAAGAAGAAGAAGGGCGGAAAGUACUGUAUUUUGCAGAUUGACCCCAACUUCACUCCUGAUACUUUGGAGUCCAGACAGGUGUUCGGAAUCACUUUACAACAAAAGAGAAACGAUGCGAUCAUUAAGGGCUCAUCGUUCAAGGAAAUCGUGUCGACUAACAAGGAAUUGACCGAACAGGGAAUUGUGGACUUGACGGUGGCCACCAUUGCCUUAAAGUACACUCAGUCCAAUUCCGUAUGUUAUGCCAAAAAUGGAAUGGUGAUUGGUUUGGGUGCUGGCCAGCAAUCCAGAAUUCACUGCACCAGAUUGGCUGGUGACAAGGCCGACAACUGGUGGUUGAGACAACAUCCUAGAGUGUUGGCAUUCAAAUGGGCCAAGGGUGUCAAAAGACCUGAAAAGUCCAAUGCCAUUGAUUUAUUUGUCACUGGUCAAAUCCCAUCCACCGAGCCCGAGAAAAGUGAUUACGAGUCCAAGUUCGCCGAGUUGCCCGAACCUUUGACGGCUGAAGAGAAACAAGAUUGGAUCAACAAGAACAAGAAUGUGGCAUUAUCUUCGGACGCAUUUUUCCCAUUCCCAGACAACGUUUACAGAGCCGCCAGAUCCGGGGUCAAAUUUGUGGCCGCUCCUUCUGGGUCUGUCAUGGACAAGGCUGUGUUUGCCGCCGCCGACUCCCAAGACAUUGUCUACGUCGAAAAUCCUAUCCGUUUAUUCCAUCAUUAG